Lasiosphaeria miniovina is the source of this 1002-nucleotide messenger RNA. RefSeq lists its product as uncharacterized. Bases 1 to 1002 code for a protein of 333 amino acids. NCBI's taxonomy places the organism in Eukaryota, Fungi, Ascomycota, Sordariomycetes, Sordariales, Lasiosphaeriaceae. Gene Ontology annotation, molecular function: nickel cation binding. The record is from RefSeq and is a predicted model, not a curated record. The transcript is spliced from 2 exons.
AUGGACUCUCAGCCCACCGCGGACGGGAGCAACGAUGAAAUAGUAGGCGAGAUUGCCGACCUAGAGCGUCGUCUGGCGGCGGCCAAGGCGAAGCUGGCCAGGCCGACAACCAUUGACAGUACCGCCAAUCCCCCCGCUGCUCGUGUCGCUGCGGGGAAAUCCCCACCACCACCCAUCCCCAACACCAGCAGCAGCGCAACGCACUUCCUGCUGCUUCUGGCCGACUCGGCGCUCCCGCUAGGCUCGUUCGCCUUCAGCAGCGGGCUGGAGUCGUACCUCGCGCACAGCAAAGCAUUCCUGGCACCCCUACCCAGAAACAGCAACAGCAGCAAUGGGUCAUUCGCAGCGUUCCUGCCCGUGUCAGUAUCGUCGUACGCGUCGACGACGCUGCCGUUUGUGCUGGCCGCGCAUCGGGACGCCUCUAGCUUUGCCUUUGUGUCUGGCAGUAGUCCCCGGCUGGCGCGGCUAGCGGCGCUCGACGACGCGCUCGACGCGGCCAUCGUGUGCACGGUGGGGCGGCGGGCGUCGGUGGCGCAGGGGCGGGCGCUGCUGUCCAUCUGGGAGCGGUCGUUUGUGGGGACGGCGCCGGCGGCGGGCGCGGCCGAGGCGCUGAAGCCGUUUGUGGCGCUGCUCAAGUCGUCGUCGUCGUCGUCGUCAAGCUCGUCUUCUUUAGGGACAGACCUGCCGCCACCCGUGUCGGCGCACCUGGCGCCUCUGUUCGGGGCGAUUUGCCAGCUCGUCGGGCUGAGCCUGGAGCAGACGGCCUACGUGUUCAUGCUGGGCCACAUCAAGGCGCUGGUGUCGGCGGCGGUGCGCGCGGGCAUGUUCGGGCCGUACCAGGCGCAGAAGACGCUAGCCGGCGGGACGGUGCAGGGGCUCAUCGCCGCCAUGAUCGAGCGCGAGUGGGACACGCCCGUCGAGAUGGCCGGCCAGCGUGUGCCCGUCAUGGACCUCUGGUUUGGGAGGCACGAGGUCUUGUACUCUAGAAUAUUCAAUAGCUGA